Molecule: messenger RNA, 2575 nt
Organism: Symsagittifera roscoffensis
Lineage: Eukaryota; Metazoa; Xenacoelomorpha; Acoela; Convolutidae
Exons: 4
Coding region: 177-2486 (769 amino acids)
Source: RefSeq, a predicted model, not a curated record
GCAUAAAAAUACACCAUUGAACAAAAACAAAUGCAGAGAAACAGAACAAAAUUGUAGCUAAGUUUGAAUAAUAAAUCAUACCUUGCAAAACAGCUCAAAACAGUCUUUCACUUUCAAUUCAACUGCUAUCAUUUUAUAAUUCAGAAAACAUUUGAAUUUUUAUUGGCUUGAAAAACAUGGCUCACUUUCAAGUAGACAAAGAGUUUUACCAGAAGAUUGCGAACCCUGGUAUGCCUUCUCCAACUGUGAACAAAUACAGCGAACAUUGCCAAAAACAGCACAUGCCGACAAAAGUCAAAGUCAUGCCCAAAAAAAGCUUGGUCAAGGCUAUUGAGUUCGCACUUCAAAAAGGCGGAGAUAUUUCCAAGAACACUGAAAUUCUCAGAAUGUGUGAAGAGGUAGAAGUUUCGAAGUUAAAUGAGAAAAACUUCUGCUGUAUUAGUCACCGAUGGUGCACUUCAGAUGUUGAAGUGGACGCUUUUGCCGAAACGUUUUCACAAUUUCUCAAAAACACUUACUUGUGUGCUGAUGACACUUGCUUCGAAGAGAAAACGUUUUUCGAACACGCUUCAAAUUGGUGGAGUUUUGUCGGAAAACUAGUGGAAAUGAUUUUUGACGAAAACGGAAAAAAUGAAGUAUUUUUGAAGUACUUACUAGAAAGAACCACACUUUUUGGAUUCAAGGAGACUGAAAAAUCAAUGGGAUUGGAAACUGACAAUGCUGACGAUCUUCUGGAUAUGAUGUCGGCUCUCCUAGUUGGUAAGUCCAUGCUUCAGAUGGACACAUCCUCGAUCACAGAAUCCUACCUAGGAGACGAGACACUAGAAAAGAUCAAGAGAUACCUUAUCUUUGCAGUACCACAAGGCGCCAUGCCUCAAAUCAAACAACACGACAUAGCCAAACUAAUCAAAAAGAUCAAAGACCAGAAAAUAGAUUUUCAGAAGUCAAAACCUGAUCAACUUUUUGCACAGAUAUCUGAUGUCAUUAAGAAAACCUUGGACGACUUUUCGGUUGCGCAAAAGGUGAAAGACAAAGUCCACUUCCAAAGAUUCACGGAAUGCGUGAACUAUGUAGAUCAACUGAAGACGUUGAAAAAUAAGUCGAACAAGUUCAACGGACAAGAUCCGAUUGCGAUGGUGUCGCUUAUGAUGUUGCAGAAUAGUGCCUUCGAAUACUUCUGGGUAGAUGUAUUUUGCACUCCUCAACGCAAAGAGGACAUUGACGAAACUCUGAAGGCCGUGCAAGAUGGAAUGGCUGUGUUCAGCAUAGCAACUGUCAUAGUCUGUCCGCCAUUUAUGACCGACAACCUCAUUCGAUACUCAGAGGAACCAUUGGCUGGUUUAAUUGACGAAUCAGCAUUCGAUCCCCAUUUGUCAGAAUACUACAAAAAGUUCCCUUUUCUGACACUAAGCGAACGGUGCUUUCUGUUCGGCGAACCCAGUUACUUCGACCGAAUGUGGACGCUACAUGAAAUGGCGAUAGGUCACACCCUUUACUACUGGUGGCAGUACCUUUUUGGUCCCUUUUCAAAAACCCCCUCCGCUGGGGCUAAUAAGAGUCUAACCUUCCGGAUCGAUAGUAUGUUUAAUAACAACUACCGUGCAGGGCUAGACCAAUCUAGCUACGACACUACCAUGUCUCGAAGCACCGCAGUGUCGACGCUUCGACAAUUCGGACCCGGUGACGGCUUGACCACAAUGUUUCAAGUGAACUUCGCAACCAUGCAGACGGGUUUCGCAAUGGACUGGGAAAUUUUGGCCACUUCCAUUUUCAAACUGGAGCCGAACAGAGACGUGAGUGAACAGAUUCUGCAUAAGAAGCUGUCGAUGUACCAGUCUUAUUUGAUCCAAUAUAGCCCACCAGGAUCGAAGUACAGCCAUGCUUGGUUCAAAAACCCAGAGCAUGUAAACCAUAGUUUCAAGUUCAAUGAUAAGUGGGAAUUAAUUGCGGGAUGUGUCGAGAACCCUUCCAAAUUCAACCCCAAUACGAUAAAAUUCAAAGCUAUUAGCGGAGGCGACGCUACACUUGGAAGCGAGACUGUACUGAAAAAGUGCAGCGUCUAUUCCAUCAAAGAGAUUAGUUACGAGGGACUGUUUAGUCCAACGAGCCAGUAUACGUUGUACCACAUGAUAGGUCCUAGGAAAAGUGAUCUUGAAAAAGAGUUAUCUAGCGGAUAUCUCAUCAUAGGAGAGUGGUCUCUCCCUCCAAAACUGGCAGAAGUUAGGAAAGAGACUGUUAAAAUUAUAAAAGAAAACACGCCAAAGCAACAAGAUAAAAACAUGAAGAAGUCGUACCAGAUGAUGUUCGAUUAUCUGACGCCAAAACAGAAUGUGAUGAUGGUGAAGUCGGCAAAUCCGAAAUACGAUUUCAUGCUCGUGUUCGGAGUGAUUCCGAACCAAAUGGAUAGCUUCACUGUGACGCAACCUGGCAAUGAGAAGGCUGCGGGCAACAAGAAAAUCAAACAAGUCGAAUUUAUGAUGAGUUAGAUUUAUAUCAAACUUACCAAGCACUGUCUUUUAAUAAAAAUUGCACUUGCUAUUGUUGUAACUCAAAUUAAUUUUUAAAAUUGUUCCGA